AUGUGCGACUGUGCCGUGUCGUUCACUUCUUCAUCUCCGUCCAGCAUCCGCAAGAGCUUGCAACUCUACCGCCGCAUUCUACUUCCAAAGAGGCUGAGGGACAUUAUUCCUCAUAGUGACCAAAAGAGAGACAAGGCAUCAUUCUUACUAGAGGUCAUAGAGUACAUUCAGAUCUUACAAGAGAAAGUACACAAGUAUGAGAGUUCAUACAAUGUCUGGAACCAUGAACCAUCAAAGUUCUUGAAAUGGAGUAAGUCUCAUAUAGCUGAAAGUUUCAUUGAUCACUCACGAGGCAUGAACCCAGAGUCCAAUUCAGCAUCAGUUUUUCCUAGCAAGUUUGAUGAGAACAAGACUUUUGCCUCUCCCACCAUCCCUAUCAAUGGACAAAACCUAGUUGAACUAGAAACAAAAACUGCCACAAAUUCUAAAGAAAGGGAGCCUUCAUUAAGAACCAAGAGAGCACCAGAUCUUCCAACAAUGCUGCACAACAUUGUCUCUUUUGGUAGUACCAGCAUUGCAUCAUACCCAGUUUCCCCGACACCAGCAUCUGAUGAAGACAGAACUGCAACUUGGCUUCAAUCCCAGUUUUUGCAGAACAGAUCUCGUGAGACCGAAUGCAUUGUUGCUGAUGAUAAGAUGAAAAACCAGGAACUGACUAUUGAAAGUGGUACAAUUGGCAUCUCGACCGUAUAUUCUCGAGAGUUGUUGAAUACUCUUACACAAGCACUAAAAAAUUCUGGGGUAGAUCUAUCACAAGCCAACAUCUCAGUACAGAUUGAUCUUGGGAAAAGGGCGCCAGUUUCUUCAGCAUCCACUGUCAAGGAUGAUGAUGAUGUCCCGACCAGUAAUAAAGCCUUGCCUCGUUCUAGAGCUGCAAGUACAGAGGAGUCUGAACAAGCCUUAAAGAGACUCAAAACUAGAUGA
This is a messenger RNA of Fraxinus pennsylvanica, 924 nucleotides long. Lineage: Eukaryota; Viridiplantae; Streptophyta; Magnoliopsida; Lamiales; Oleaceae. The record is from the annotation of a GenBank genome assembly.